Messenger RNA from Naumovozyma castellii, 1182 nucleotides. RefSeq lists its product as uncharacterized. The record is from RefSeq and is a predicted model, not a curated record. The transcript has a single exon. Lineage: Eukaryota; Fungi; Ascomycota; Saccharomycetes; Saccharomycetales; Saccharomycetaceae. Bases 1 to 1182 code for a protein of 393 amino acids.
AUGUCCACACUACUACUUUUCGAUUUUGAGUCGAAGCCCAUACCUAUGUGCUACGAUCUGAACAGAUCCAGAAUCACAAUCAUGGGGGAUAAUCAAUCAGGGAAGACAUCUUUAAUUUUCAGAUGGUUGAAGAACAUGUAUCAGAUUAUUGAAGAUGGUGCGUAUCAGGAGGAUAUAUACCACAAGAAUGUUAACUUCCAUAAUUUAUUGGAUGACCUGAUAAGGGAAUCUCCCGAAAGACGCGAUGACAAAUUGAUGGAACAUUUACUGAAAAAUGAUGAUGGAUUUCUAAUAAAGGAUACGGAUUUAAGGGACUAUUUCCUUAAGAUCAAUAAGAGGAUUUCAGAGAGCGAUCUACCUGAAGAGGUCCAACAUGUGAAGAGACAUCAUCGUUAUGAAUUUGAAAAAAAGAAAUUGUUAAUGAAAAGAUGUGCCACGCUGGAUGUGGAAAUAUUGGAUAGUCAAGCUAUUGAAACUGCUGAUUUCUCGGAAUUGACCAGUGCACAAAUCAAACAAUCAGAUGCAUUUAUACUCUGUUUUGAUUGUACCAAUAGAGAUUCAUUUAACGAUUUAAGAACGUAUCAACGUAGAAUUGAAAGAGCAAGAGGUAUUGAUGAUAAAGUACCAGUGAUAAUAUGUUGUACAAAAGUUGACGUUAUGAGUGAAAGGAAAGUGGAUUUGGAGGAUGUCCAAGAUUUUAUCAAUAAGGCAGGUCUUUCGAUGGCAAAUGAUUAUUUUGAAGUUUCUUCAAAACAUGAUAUUAAUACACAGGCUCUACUAAAUAACACAUUGCUGAAGAUUGAAAGUUAUAAAUUUGAAGAAAGGAAACGUAUGCAUUCCAGUUUAUCAAAUGAAAAUUUUGGUUGCUCUGAGAAGUACAACAAUGAGAAAUUAGAAAGAGAUUCAAGAGAUAAAAGCAGUGAUGAAAUGGAAGAUAGUACCUCUACUUCAAGUGGAGAUCGGAUAAUGCCUGGAGAUAAAGGUGAACUGGUAGAGAAGAAAAUUACAUCAUUUGGUGUGUCAAUGAGUAAUUUUAGCAAAACGAGGCAGAAUCGUACCAGAACUGUAACUAACGCACCCGACCUCAGUGGUACUGUUGACAGUGAUCAGAAGAUUACCACUAUAACAACUUCCACUACAUCCCCAGAUAAGAAAGAUACAACGUGCUGUGUCAUCUGCUGA